GAUCGGUCAAAAUCAUCAACUUUCUUUUAUUAAACAAAAAAAAUUAUGUUACUAGAAAUAGAAAAUGCAAAGAAAUAUUAAAACUUUGACUUUGGAGCUCUCAAGUCGUCUCCCUCCCUCUAUUAAAAUAGCUACCAAAUGCUUCUCUCACUCCCACAACACAAACACACAUUACCACCAUGAACUCUUGCUCCUUCAAUUUAUUCAUCUUAGGUGCUAUUAUCUUUCUCCGGUGUUUUCGUUCCACCGGAGCUGCCACGUGUGAUCCUGAUGACGAAGCGGGUCUUUUAGGUUUCAAAUCGGGUAUAACCAAAGAUCCUUCGGGCAUUCUCAGCUCAUGGAAGAAAGGUACUGACUGCUGCUUUUGGAGCGGUGUCUUUUGCGUCAACAACGACCGCGUCACACAACUAAGUGUGGAUGGAGACUUUUCUCUUGACGGAAACUCUCCCUCCGGCACUAUCUCGCCGAUGCUGGCCAAACUUCAACACCUCGAGAGGAUUCUUCUCACCUCUCUUCGAAAGAUUACUGGUCCUUUUCCUCAAUUCAUUUUCCGAUUACCAAAGCUAAAUUACAUAAACAUCCAAGGUUGCCUUCUCUCUGGUCCCCUUCCAGCCAACAUCGGCGAGCUAAGUCAAUUGAAAACUUUAGUUAUCGACGGAAACAUGUUCACGGGUCAUAUUCCAAGUUCGAUAGCCAAUUUGACUCGGUUAACUUGGCUUAACCUCGGCAACAACCGCCUCUCUGGCACCAUUCCAAACAUAUUUAAAUCCAUGAAAGAGCUCAAUUCUCUUGAUCUCUCCCGCAACGGAUUUUUCGGGAGACUUCCUCCGUCGAUUGCUUCGCUUGCACCAACUCUCUAUUACCUCGAUCUGAGCCAGAACAAUCUCUCGGGGACGAUCCCAAACUAUUUAUCAAGGUUUGAGGCGCUCUCCACAUUGGUACUCUCGAAGAAUAAGUACUCGGGGGUCGUGCCAAUGAGUUUCACCAAUCUGAUCAACAUUACCAAUCUUGAUCUCUCCCACAAUCUUCUAACUGGUCCAUUCCCUGUAUUGAAAAGCAUUAACGGCAUUGAAUCUCUGGAUUUGUCGUACAACAAGUUUCACCUGAAAACGAUUCCAAAAUGGAUGAUAUCGUCACCAUCCAUCUACUCAUUGAAGUUGGCAAAAUGUGGGCUGAAGAUAAGCUUAGAUGAUUGGAAGCUAGCAGGGACCUACUACUAUGAUUCCAUCGAUCUGUCUGAAAACGAGAUCUCAGGGAGUCCGGCUAAGUUCCUCAGCCAGAUGAAGUAUCUGAUGGAGUUCCGAGCGGCAGGGAACAAACUCCGAUUCGAUUUGGGGAAGCUGACGUUUGUGAGGACUCUUGAAACCUUGGAUUUGUCAAGGAACUUGAUAUUCGGGAGAGUGCUGGCAACAUUUGCUGGACUGAAGACAAUGAACGUGAGUCAAAACCAUCUUUGCGGAAAACUUCCGGUGACAAAGUUCCCGGCCAGUGYGUUUGCGGGUAACGACUGUCUUUGUGGCUCUCCACUUUCUCCUUGUAAAGUGUAGUGGCAAGAAAACUAUAAUUAGUAUCUGUAUCUAAUGUGUCGACAGUUGGGUCCAAAAAAUAUUUGUACUAACCUUAUUAUUAUAAGGGAUUCUCUUAUUCAAGAGUUACGUGUGGCAUCUGUCCUUGUUACAUGUGUCAUCUCUCAACUUAAAUACACUAUUAUUUAGUCAAAACAGUAAAUACAUAACUUUUUUAACGUAUUAUUUUCAUAUGUGAAAAUUAGAAUUACAGGUAACAUAUGGAUUAAAAUAAAAAGUCAGGAUCGUUCUACUACCCUACUAAUUAACUCAUAUUUGAAUUAAUUUAUUUAAAUAAUACAAUAUAUUUAACAACUAAAUAAUACUAUAUUUAAUCAUUAUACAUAUAUUUGGCACACGACGAAUCUGAACAUGGGUGAAAAAUGCUCUAUUCAUCUACACUGGAAACAGAGAGAAAAUUAAGAAGCUACAGAAAAUGGUACAGACAAAGAUUGUCUUAAGAAGAUGACUAUGGUACCGAGGUUUUGACAAGAAAAUGUACCUCUCUGUGCAAGUUCACUAGCCAUUGUUUUUUUCCUAUGAGAUCUUGGGGCAAACCCAGUCAAGUAAUUU
Molecule: messenger RNA, 2138 nt
Organism: Arabidopsis thaliana (thale cress)
Lineage: Eukaryota; Viridiplantae; Streptophyta; Magnoliopsida; Brassicales; Brassicaceae
Product: Leucine-rich repeat (LRR) family protein
Exons: 1
Coding region: 180-1547 (455 amino acids)
Cellular component (GO): membrane
Source: RefSeq, marked reviewed